Nezara viridula (southern green stink bug) is the source of this 1850-nucleotide messenger RNA. NCBI's taxonomy places the organism in Eukaryota, Metazoa, Arthropoda, Insecta, Hemiptera, Pentatomidae. The record is from the annotation of a GenBank genome assembly.
AACAAAUAUUCGAUAGAGUAAUGGGACUGAAGAACAUAAAAGGUUAUCCAGAACAAAUAAAAAAAGACGUGAAAAAGUUGGUAUCAAAGAAGAUGACUACUAAAUUCGGGCAAAUAGUGAAAAAUAUAAUGGUUCCUGUAGCGGAUAAGAAGAAGCCAGAAAGUCAGAAAUGGACAGAGGAAAGAAGAAGGGAGAUGGGAGAAAAAAUGAAAAGAAUAUGUGCAGGAAAUAAAAAGACCUAGAAGUAAUAUACGCGAGGUCGAUCGUUGGCCUGUAUCACGAUAAAUAAAUAAAUAAACAAAAGAAAAAAAGCUUUCGGGCUGAAGCCCCCCUCUCCGAAAAUUUCUGGAUCCGUUAGUGCUUUCCCCACCCUGGUAAUACUGAUCUUGUUUGCUCCCUCUGUUGGUAUUCCCCAGCAUUACCGGUUGCUUUGCGUUUUCCUGCUAUUGAUAUUCAGUGUUGUCUUGUCAGUCAAUUGAAUUACUUCUCCAACAAUUGAGUGUUCAUAUGAAAGAAAAUACUAAGAAAUAGAAAUGGAAGCAUUUUUGAAAUUAUGUUUCUGCUUUUUGGCAGUACUGCUGUUUAACGUCGACUUCAUAGAGGGUAAUAAACCUAUUGUGACUUGUUACGUGUCAUCGUGGGCGGUCAACAGAGGAAAAUGGAGUGUAAGCGAAGCGGACACGAAGCACUGCACCCAUAUUAUAUAUGCCUACAUGGGGAUAAAUGAAAACACGAGUGAAAUUAUGAAUAUUGAUCCUUCGGUAGAUCUUGGUAAAGGCCAGCUGAAACAGCUUACAGAACUGAAGAAGUCUAAUCCAGACUUGAAAAUUCUUGUCAGCGUUGGUGGAUGGUUUACAAGCUCUAUCAAGUUUUCUGAUAUUGCAAGAAAUCCUUCAAAGAGUACUACUUUUAUCAACAGUCUCAUAAAGUUCAUAAGACAGUGGGAUUUAAAUGGCAUUGACAUUUGUUGGCAGUACCCUGGUCAGAGAGGAGGAAAACCAGAUGACAAGAAAAAUUUUGUAAACCUUUUAAAGGAUAUCAAAAAAGUAUUCCAGUCUAAGGGAUUGCUUCUCACAGUCUACGUCUCUGCUCAUCUUGACAAAAUUAGGACAGGCUAUGAUGUGAAAUCAAUAUCAGAGGUAGUUGAUUAUAUCAACUUAGCUGCUGUAGAGUAUCACGGGCCAUGGAUGAAAACUACAGGAAUCAUGGCUCCUCUGAAUUCGACUGAUGAAAAUAAUGUUAUAGCGAGUGUUGAUUACAUACUUCAGAGAGGAUCAAUUCCUAGCAAAAUACUAUUAGGGCUCCCAACUUAUGGACAUACCUACAUCACCAAUGAAAAAAUUGAAAUUGACAAGAAGUAUAUUGGAUUACCCUCUGAUCAAGGAUUCCCAUCACCGUGGACACAAACCCCAGGAAUGAUAGCCUACAAUGAGAUAUGCCUCGAUCUGAAAAAUGAUAAUAACUGGAAUGAAGGAUUCGAUAAAAAUUCUUCUACACCAUUCGCAUACAUGGACUACAAAUUCGUCAGUUUCGACAAUAAAAAGAGUUUAAUUGAAAAGGCAAAGUUGGUCAAAAUACAUAAACUUGGAGGCAUCAUGUUGUGGACAUUAGAUACGGACGAUUUCCUUGGACUAUGUCAUGAUAAAAAGUACCCAUUGCUAACUGCUCUCACUGAAUAUCUUGAGAAUGAAGACAACUUAAAACCUUCAAAUAAGAAAGCUGUAACUGGAGAUUAUCAUAAAUGAAGUGCACUGAUUUUUAUUUGAAAUUUUUAUUUCAGAAAAAGAAUUUAUAAACAAUCCUUUUUGUUUUAAUUAAAUAAAUAUCUUAUUAUGGUUUUCAUUUAUUGG